Brachypodium distachyon (stiff brome) is the source of this 3225-nucleotide messenger RNA. RefSeq lists its product as uncharacterized. The coding region runs from base 108 to 1688 and encodes 526 amino acids. The record is from RefSeq and is a predicted model, not a curated record. Lineage: Eukaryota; Viridiplantae; Streptophyta; Magnoliopsida; Poales; Poaceae. Gene Ontology annotation, molecular function: protein binding. The transcript has 5 exons.
CUGCUAAAAAAAAGUCUAAGCAGCAGCAGCAGCAGCAAAACGGGAGGAGCCCACGCCCGUCGGGUUCAUUCAGAAAGCACCGACCCUCCGGCAAUCUGUUUGACGGAAUGCUCCAGGGGAACGGAGGACAGGAACCGCCGGGCGACAGCGGCAGCGGUGGGGAUGGCAAAGGCGCCGCCCGCGACCGCAUCAGCGACCUCCCGGACGAUCUGUGCCAUCGCGUUUUGUCCUUCCUGAAGGCGUGGGAGGUGGUCCGCAUGAGCUUGCUCUCGAGGCGGUGGCGCCACAUGUGGGCUUCCGCGCCGUGCCUCGACAUCCGCCACCCCUGCGCCUGCAACGCCCGCGCCGACCAGAGGAGGUACGAGGCGUUCGUCAACAACCUGCUGCUUAGGCGGAGCCCCGACGUGCCGCUGGACACGCUCCACCUGAGCUGGACUCACAGUGGCGCCGUCGACACGUGGACCGUCUAUGCCGUCAGGCACCACGCCAGAGCCAUCGAGCUGUCAGGGACGGGGCACUACCCGAGACCGGAGCCAGAGUACACGAGCUUCUUGUUUGGAAAUUUCAAGAUCUUGAAGCUCACCCAUGUCAAGAUGUAUAGCGAGCUGCUCGCGCAGCUCUGUUCUAGGUGCACUUCUUUGGAAGAGCUGGAGCUCAAGAACAGUAGCAUACAUGGAGUUACCAUUCGAUCAGGCUCCCUCAGGCGUUUGACUAUGGUCAACUGCUUCACACCUAACAGCCUCUUGGUUGAUGCUCCGGGCCUCGUCUUGCUGCGCUGCAUCAGACCUUACAGUGUUGUUCCUGAGAUCAGGAACUCGGGCUCACUGGUGACAGCCACUAUUAUGCUUGAUGACUCUUGUUUGCUUCAUCGCUGUGAUCAUGAAUGGCCACCAAUUGAGGAUGAUGGAGACGAUGAUGAUGUUUUCUUUGCAUAUGCUGAUGGAUUUCAUGCUGAGAUUCCUGACAGUGAAUCCAAUGAUGAUGAUUCUGCAGGAUCUGAUGCUGAGAAUCCUGAUGACAGUGAAUCCGAUGAUGACGGCUCUGCAGGAUCUGAUGCUGAGAAUCCUGAUAACAGUGAAUCUGAUGACGAUGGUUCUGCAGGAUCUCAUGCUGAGGAUGCUGAUGGUAGUGAAUCCGGUGACGAUGGCUCUGCAGGAUCUCAUGCUGAGGAUCCUAAUGACAGUGAAUCUGAUGAUGAUGGCUCUGCAGGAUCUCAUGCUAUUACAGUUUUUGGUGGCAGUGGCAUUCUUCGAAGCCUCUUCAAUGUGAGAACAAUGGAGUUGUUAGCUCAUCGAGGAGAGGUCCUGCUGAGGAGUCAAUUGAGGAAUUGCCCUGUGUUCAAAAACCUCAAGACUCUGUCGCUUGGUGAAUGGUGCAUAGGCCCUGACUUUGAUGCAUUGUCAACCAUUCUUGAGCAUUCACCCAACUUAGAGAAGCUUUAUCUUCACCUCGAUGAGGACCACAACAGCAGAGGCGAGAUCAGUCCAAGCGGGAGACCGUUUACUUGCAAUCACCUGAAGUUGCUGAAGAUCACACAUUUCAAGGAUGACACGAUAACCCGUAAGUUGGUAGAGUUCGUCUGUCAGAAUGGCAACGGCGGCGCAGGCUCAGAGGAGAUGCGCAAGGCGCAGGACGAAGCUGCGGAGAGUUCAGGAAAGAGCGUACGAGAAAGCCAGAGCCCAGAGUGAGGGAAAGGUGGUACAGGAAGGUCGAUGUAACAUGUAACUAAUAUUGUGAUUGAUGUGAGUAAUCUGCUGGUUCCAGCUGUGGUGCGGAGGUAAAACGGCAACCGGGGCCCAUUGGUCAGACUAUGAAAACAGAAAACAGAAGGAUUCUCAGGUGCAUCGGCAUCGAACUCUUUAGUGCCAGUAGAUCCGUAUAUGUGUUUGUCGUGUUGCAUGGGAAAUGAUUGGUCAAACUUCAUAGUGACUCAGAUAUUCAUUUAGUAGCAAUGCAUGGAUUGAAUCGCUCGAUGAGCCUGGUCCUGCAAUCUGUCCUGAAUUCCUGAAUGCAGUUGAUGUUUGUGAGUGGUGAUUAUGUAGGAUGGUUGGUUUUCAGAGUUUCUGAAAAUUCUGACCGGUAAAUAUGCAUAAAGUCAUGUGCAAUUGUUACUAUUUGUUUUCUCUUCAAAGAUGCCCGCAAGGCACUGUUGGCACACUCCCUACUGCCACCAUUGGUUUGAGUAGCUACCGGCAGCAUGACACUGGGGGAAGGACAAAGAGGACAAAGGAUGACUCACUCUAGAUGGGCAAGCUUGUGGGUUGUAAGAAGAGAAAUAUAAUAGUGGGAGCGUAGUGCUUUUAGUCCUUGGGCAUUUGGAAUAGCGAAUUCUCGAUUAGUCUGGAAGUGGCGAAUUUCUUUCAGCCAUGGAAAAACUGGAUCAUCAUGCCUUGUGCAAAUGGGACCUAGCUAUCUCAAUCGUCAUGCAAAAGAAGAUUACAAUGCUUGUUGAUGUGGAGUUUAAUAAGAAUGUGUUCCAGUCUGAUGAUAUAUGCCAGAUUAAUUAUUGCCUCCUGAAACAAACCUGUGAUCCAACUAUAGUUGGUGCAACCUUAUUUCCUGGAAUCAUGACCGUUCUUAUACAGUCUGGCACUCACAGAUUUUCCACUGGUUUUCCUUUGCCAAGUUCAUUUUCAUGCAAAUGUGAGCAUGAUACUGAAUUACUGAUGCUGUCAGGUGGAGUAUAUGUCCUAACAUUUUUUUUUUGAAACGAGUAUAUGUCCUAGCUGGAGGCGUUAUCUUGAAAAAGAGUAGACGAGCAUGAUUUAGUUAACAGCUUGCAUGCUAUCUAGGGUUGUUUAUUCGGAAUUGUGGCAGAGGCAGAGCAAAGGGUGGCUUGCAACUUCUUGAUUGGCAAGGAAAAAAUGGUUAUGUAUGAGGAAGUUACUGGCUGCUAAUCUGCUAUUGGUUUCGAAGGUGUGAAGUCUUUCGUGAAAAACAAAAACAAAUCAGUGUUCAGGUGUGUAUAGUUUCCUGUUUCAGUCAGCAGUGAUGAACUCUUUGUAUUUCUUCCGAUGUAAUUCUUGCUUCUGGAAUUGUAGCUGAUGCUUCUGUGCACCAGGGUUGUAACAAAUACAACGUUUUGUUGCGUUCAGUGACUGAAGUAAGCUCUGUAGUUUUUUGCGUACUUUUUUUGCGAGUAGUAGUAUUUUGGGUACAUGUCCUAAAUGUAAAUGAAAGAGUUUUACAGGGACUAUCGAUGAAUUGCUGGACACAGUUUUACAA